Mizuhopecten yessoensis (Yesso scallop) is the source of this 2976-nucleotide messenger RNA. RefSeq lists its product as uncharacterized. The transcript is spliced from 2 exons. NCBI's taxonomy places the organism in Eukaryota, Metazoa, Mollusca, Bivalvia, Pectinida, Pectinidae. The record is from RefSeq and is a predicted model, not a curated record. The coding region runs from base 1 to 2976 and encodes 991 amino acids.
AUGUACCAAUCCCGAGGCGUGGGAGCCGGAGCCAAUGGGAGCCUCGGUAAGAUUUAUUUGAAGGAUACGACUGACCUCAAUACCGACUACAAUACGACUGUCCUCAAUACCGACUACAGUACGACUGACCACAAUACCGACUAUAAUACGACUGACCUCAAUUCCGACUACAGUACGACUGACCUCAAUGCCAGCUACAAUACGAGGGACCUAACUACCGACUAUAAUAAGACUGACCUAACUACCGACUACAAUACGACUGACCUCAAUACCUACUAUAAUACGACUGACCCAACUACCGACUACAAUACGACUGACCUCAAAACCGACUACAAUACGACUGACCUGAACACCGACUACAAUACGACUGACCUCAAUACCGACUACAGUACGACUGACCUCAAUACCGACUACCAUACGACUGACCUCAAUACCGACUACAAAACGACUGACCUCAAUACCGACUACAGUACGACUGACCUCAAUACCGAAUACCAUACGACUGACCUCAAUACCGACUACAAAACGACUGACCUCAAUACCGACUACAAUACGACUGACCUAACUACCGACUACAAUACGACUGACCCAAAUACCGACUACAGUACGACUGACCUCAAUACCGACUACCAUACGACUGACCUCAAUACCGACUACAAAACGACUGACCUCAAUACCGACUAUAAUACGACUGACCUCAAAACCGAUUACAGGACUGACCUCAAUACCAACUACAAUACGACUGACCUCAAUAACGACUAUAAUACGACUGACCUAACUACCGACUACCAUACGACUGACCUCAAUAGCGACUACAAAACGACUGACCUCAAUCCCGACUACAGUACGACUGACCACAAUACCGACUAUAAUACGACUGACCAAACUACCGACUACAAUACGACUGACAUCAAUACCGACUACAGUACGACUUACCUCAAUACCAACUACAAUACGACUGACCUCAAUACCGACGAAAGUACGACUGACCUCAAUACCGACAACAAUACGACUGACCUCAAUACCAACUUCAAUACGACUGACCUCAAUGCCCACUACUAUACGCCUCACCUAACUUCUGACUACAAUACGUCUGACCUCAAUGCCGACUAUAAUACGAAUGACCUAACUACCGACUACAAUACGACUGACAUCAAUACCGACUACAGUACGACUUACCUCAAUACCAACUACAAUACGACUGACCUCAAUACCGAUUACAAUACGACUGACCUCAAUGCCGACUAUAAUACGAAUGACCUAACUACCGACUACAAUACGACUGACCCAACAACCGACUAUAAUACGACUGACCUCAAUACCGACUACAAUACGACUGACCUCAAUACCGACCAAAGUACGACUGACCUCAAUACCGACUAUAAUACGACUGACCUCAAUACCGACUACAGUACGACUGUCCUCAAUACCGACUACAAUACGACUGACCUCAAUGCCGACUAUAAUACGACUUACCUAACUUCCGACUACAAUACGACUGACCUCAAUACCGACCACAGUACGACUGACCUCAAUACCGACUAUAAUACGACUGACCUAACUACCGACUACAAAACGACUGACCUCAAUACCGACUACAGUACGACUGACCUCAAUGUCAGCUACAAUACGAGUGACCUAACUACCGACUAUAAUAAGACUGACCUAACUACCGACUACAAUACGACUGACCUAAAUACCGACUACAAUACGACUGACCUCACUACCGACUACAAUACGACUGACCUCAAUACCGACGAAAGUACGACUGACCUCAAUACCGACUAUAAUACGACUGACCUAACUACCGACUACAAUACGACUGACCUCGAUACCGACUACAAUACGAUUAACCUAACUACCGACUACAGUACGACUGACCUAACUACCGACUACAAUACGACUGACCUCAAUACCGACUACAAUACGACUGACCGAACUACCGGCUACAAUACAACUGACAUAACUACUGACUACAAUACGACUGACCUCAAUACCGACUACAAUACGACUGACCUAACUACCAACUACAGUACGACUAACCUAACUACCGACUACAAUACGACUGACCUCAAUACCUACUACAAUACGACUGACCUCAAUACCGACUACAAUACGACUGACAUAACUACCGACUACAAUACGACUGACCUAACUACCAACUACAGUACGACUAACCUAACUACCGACUACAAUACGACUGACCUCAAUACCAACUACAAUAAGACUGACCCAACUACCGAUUACAAUACGACUCACCUCAAUACCAACUACAAUCCGACUAACCCAACUACCGACUACAAUACGAGUGACCUCAAUACCAACUACAAUACGACCGACCUAACUACCGACUACAAUACGACUGACCUAACUACCGACUACAAUACAAGUGACCCAACUACCGACUACAAUACGGGUGACCCAACUACCGACUAUAAUAAGACUGACUUUACUACCGACUACAAUACGAGUGACCCAACUACCGACUAUAAUAAGACUGACUUUACUACCGACUACAAUACGACUGACCUAACUACCGACUACAAUACGACUGACCCAACAACCGACUACAAUACGACUGUCCCAACUACCGACUAUAAUAAGACUGACUUUACUACCGACUACAAUACGGGGGACCCAACUACCGACUAUAAUAAGACUGACUUUACUACCGACUACAAUACGAGAGACCCAACUACCGACUAUAAUAAGACUGACUUUACUACCGACUACAAUACGGGGGACCCAACUACCGACUAUAAUAAGACUGACUUUACUACCGACUACAAUACGGGGGACCCAACUACCGACUAUAAUAAGACUGACUUUACUACCGACUACAAUACGAGUGACCCAACUACCUACUAUAAUAAGACUGACUUUACUACCGACUACAAUACGGGGGACCCAACUACCGACUAUAAUAAGACUGACUUUACUACCGACUACAAUACGACUGACCUAACUACCGACUAA